GGCCCUUAUCGCAAGGGUCCCUUCCCCUCCGCGCCAGCGACGGAAUUGGCGGGAAGGUCCUGAGUCGCAGCCAUGGUGCAGCAGUCCAUUUUGUCAUUCUUCACUGCCCCGAAGGCCAAGAAACCAGCUGCAGAAGCUGACAAUAAAUCCAAAAAUGAUAAAAAGAAAGAAUCGACAGAGGUGGAAGACUCACCAGUCAAACGCACACCUCGACGCAAGAGAGCAGUAAUUGAAAGUGACAGCGAGGAUGAAGCUGUCCCAUCAACAAGUAGCCCAUCCAACAAGUCAGAUGAGGAGAAAGAGAACAACUCAAAGAAGGCCAGUGAAAAUCGUGAUGAAGAUGAUAGUGAUGAAAAAGCCGAGAAAGACUCCUCUUCAAAAAGCAAGAAGACGCCAAAGGAGAAGAAGGGCAACAGCAAGGCCAAGGGAAAGAAGAGCACCCCGGCCAAAGAGAGCAAGGCCCCAGUGAAAGCGGAGAAAGCAGACACUGAGGAAAUGGAGGCAGAAAGUGAUGAAAAGGAGACGGCCGAAGCAUCCAGCUUAAAGACCCCAAAGAAGCGGGAUAAACCAAAUACAAGAGCCUCACCUGGAUUUACUCCUGAUACAGUUCCCCCCCUUCGGAAAACAGCAAGGAAACAGAUGAAGCGAAAGAGUGAUAGUCUGGAAGAAAAGCAGAAGGAGAUAGUCAAGAAGAUCAAAGUAGAAGAAAAGGAAAAGGAAAACUCAGAGGCUAUGCAGGAGGAGGAGCAAGAGGAGGAGGAGGAGGAAGAGGACAAAAAAAAGGACAAAAAAUCUGAUGUUGGAAAGGCCAACAUUAAGGAAGAGGUGGAAAAGCAAAAGGAAGAGGAGGAGGAAGAGGAAGAACAGAUGGAUGUGGAUGACUCAAAGGAGAAGGAGAAAGAGAAAACCGAGAAAAAGAAACCAACUUCAAUCCAUAGCUUUUUUUCUCCAAGAUCCUCUAAGGUUACCCCAACAAGCACAAAAGUUGAGAAAGAUAAAGAGAUAAAGAAAGAGAAGAAAAGCCCAGGCAGUCCAAAAGCUAAAAAGGAAACCAAAUCCCCUCAGCAAAAGAAGGCUAAGAAAUCCCCCAAGAGCCCUUCAGAUGAUAAGAAUUCCUCUGAAAACAAAAAGAAAUCCCCCACAAAGGAGCAAAAGGAUGAUAAGGAGUCCUCUGGGGAUGAAAAGAAGUCCCCCCAAAAAGAGGCUGCUGAGAAAAGUGAAGAUAAGGCAAAGGACAGCCCUGCUACAGAGAAGAAGGUGGUGAGAAACCCCUUUGCCCCAAAGGCCUCGGGUGCUAAGGACCCUGGGGCGGAUUACAAUCCCUCUAAAAGCAAAUACAAUCCCGUCAGUGAUGCCUUCUGGAACCAUGGUGAAAAAACACCAUAUCUGGCUUUAGCCAAAACUAUGGAAAUUAUUGAAAGCACAAGUGGCCGUUUGAAGACUAUCGAGAUGUUGGCAAAUUUCUUCAGAUCCGUCAUAGUUUUGUCUCCAGACGACUUAUUGCAGUGUGUCUAUCUAUGCCUUAAUAAAGUAGCACCUGCUUUUGAAGGUACCGAGUUGGGCAUAGGAGAAACAAUUCUCAUGCGUGCAAUAGCCCAAGCUUCAGGGCGUAGUGUUGACAAAAUAAAACAGGAUGCUGAGCAGAAAGGUGACCUCGGAAUAGUUGCUGAGCAGUCUCGGUCAACUCAGAGAAUCAUGUUCCAGCCUGCAAAGUUGACAGUAAAGGGUGUUUUUGACAAGCUGAAAGAAAUUGCAUCCAUGUCUGGCAAUGACGUCCAAAGUAAAAAGAUUGACAAAAUCAAAGGAAUGUUUGUCGCCUGUCGGUUUUCUGAAGCCCGUUAUCUAAUCCGAUCUCUCAGCGGGAAACUACGCAUAGGGUUAGCCGAGCAGUCCGUACUUCAGGCCAUAGCCCAGGCUAGCUUCCUCACUCCUCCAGGCCAAGAAUACCCACCAGAAAUCAUGGAUGCCGGGAAGGGAAUGAAUCCAGAAAAGCUAAAGGCCAAAUAUGAUGAAUGUGGCAUGAUACUGAAAACAACCUAUUGUGAAUUCCCAUCAUAUGACAAAAUCAUACCAGUCCUCCUGACAAAAGGCCUAGAGGAACUUCCGAACCAUUGCACACUGACCCCUGGAAUUCCAUUGAAACCCAUGUUGGCCCAUCCCACUUCUGGGGUGUCGGAAGUCCUGAAGAGGUUUGAAAAUGCCAAAUUCACCUGUGAGUUCAAGUAUGACGGAGAGAGAGCACAGAUUCAUUUGAAGGAAGAUGGUACAGUUAACAUAUAUAGUAGGAACCAGGAAAACAACACAACCAAGUACCCUGACAUCAUAUCUCGGUUGAAGAAUGCCCUUGGGGAAGAUGUCAAAUCAUGUGUGAUUGACUCGGAAGCUGUGGCGUGGGAUCAGGAGAAAAAGCAAAUCUUGCCUUUCCAAGUUUUGAGUACAAGAAAGAGAAAGGAUGCAAAUGAAAAGGACAUCAAAGUACAAGUGUGCGUGUUUCCCUUUGACUUGCUCUACUUGAAUGGCAAGUCACUGGUCAAAAAGUCGUUUGAGGAACGUCGGGCCUUGCUGCAAGACAACUUCAAAGAAGUGGAAGGAGAAUUUGUCUUUGCUAAAAGUAUGGAUUCCACAAAUACUGAAGAUAUCGAAGAAUUUCUAGAGGAAUCCAUUAAAGGAAACUGUGAAGGUCUGAUGGUGAAAACAUUGGAUGUAGAUGCCACCUAUGAAAUAGCAAAACGAUCACACAACUGGCUGAAGCUGAAGAAAGACUACCUUGAUGGGGUUGGAGACACCAUCGAUGUUGUGGUCAUUGGUGGUUACACAGGUCGAGGCAAGCGCACAGGACAAUAUGGAGGGUUCCUCUUGGCUUGCUAUGAUCCAGACAAUGAAGAAUUUCAGUCUUUGUGCAAGAUUGGUACUGGCUUCACAGAAGAAGACUUACAGAAGCACACUGCCUUCUUCAAGGAGCAUAUUAUAGAAAAGCCAAAGUCUUAUUUCAGAUAUGAAAACAGUAUUGCUCCUGACCAUUGGUUUGAACCUGUGCAGGUCUGGGAGAUCAAAUGUGCAGACCUCUCCAUUUCUCCUGUACACAAAGCCGCGGCAGGAAUAGUUGAUCCAGAAAAGGGCAUUUCUCUCAGAUUCCCAAGAUUUCUCAGAAUUCGGGAAGAUAAAAAACCAGAAGAAGCUACCAGUGCAUCACAGAUUGCAGACUUGUAUAAUAGCCAAGACCAGAUUAAGAACAAGAAGGAUUCAGGGAACAGCAAUGUUGAAGAUUUUUAUUAGGGAAAAGGGAUUCCUGGUUAUAAGAUUUAAUUUUGGGUUUCAUCAAGGUAAUCUGUAUUUAAAAGGACUGAUAUACAUUAAGGAAAUAAUUUUAUAUUUAGAGUAAAUUUUAGUAUAUGUGGAGAUUUAUAGUAUUUUCGUAAUAACGAGUCGAUAUGAUAUGAAUUGCAAUGUUUGUGUUUUAUGUUAUUUGCUUGUUGUAUUUACUUUCCUUGGUUCCAAAGAAAUGUAAUAUGUAUUGAUAGAACUUCUAGAUCUUUAUAUAUAGUACAAACUUUGUCCAAAUCCUGGUGAAUUUUAACUAGUUGUACAUUCCUGUUUUAAUUCUUGUUUAUCUUGUUACGGCAAAUUAAAUUUAUCGAAGAAGAAAUGUUUUUGAACUCUUGCAUACAACUGUUAUUCUGUGUUUGCAGUUUUGACUUUGUACUUCCAUAUGCUGAAAUAAUUAUGUGAUGUGAGUUUAUUAAGACAAAGUGGAAA
Messenger RNA from Penaeus chinensis, 3756 nucleotides. RefSeq names its product DNA ligase 1-like. Bases 73 to 3276 code for a protein of 1067 amino acids. The record is from RefSeq and is a predicted model, not a curated record. Gene Ontology annotation, biological process: DNA repair; DNA biosynthetic process; lagging strand elongation. Gene Ontology annotation, molecular function: ATP binding; DNA binding; DNA ligase (ATP) activity. Lineage: Eukaryota; Metazoa; Arthropoda; Malacostraca; Decapoda; Penaeidae. The transcript has 19 exons. Gene Ontology annotation, cellular component: nucleus; mitochondrion.